UUCGCUCAGUGUUGCUGUUGUGCUCGACAUGUUCACGUUGUGCAUGUCACGCGGUUCUCCACCCUUACAGGAUAACUCUCACAAGAACAAUGCUAAUAUGAAAAAUACGGUUAAGCAGGGUUACCUUCUUCGAUAUAGACGAGGCUUUUUCUGUACAGGAUGGUGCGAAGAAUGGGUGGUUCUGUACGAAGACUCAACACUUGCUUGGUAUACAGACAAGAGCUUGAAUAGGCCGAGAGGUUUUGUGCGAAUUAGCGACGCUCCUGAGCUGCUGGCUGUAGCUGAGUGGACCAGACAGGUACCAAGAAAGCCGCGAUUUCCCAGGGCAUGCCACAUAGGACAGCUACUAGCAGUAGGAUGCCGAAAACGCCACGAUGUUUAUUGGUUGAUGGGACAGACACCUGCUGAAAUUAACGAUUGGAUGACAGCUAUCAGCAAUACGCUUCCACCACCGCCAAAUAUUCCUUUUGAAGACACAAAACUUCCAGUAACUCAGAAAUCGAUUGGAAAUGGCCAUGUUAAACCGAUCGCAAAUGGUUGCGCUACUAUCAUCCCUAAUGGAAACUGCGCAACUUUGCCAAGUCUACCCAAAGCUAGUUCUUGCACAUCAAAGAGUUACAACUGCACACAAAACAAACAUGUGGACAACUAUCGACCAAAUAUCAACAAAAAAUCCAGCAAAUAUGAAAAUGACCACACUGUAUUAGCAGGUACAUCUUGCGGUGUUGUUAUGGAUUGGGGUCACGGUUGGGGCUGGACAGCGCAAACCCCCGCUAUUGCGCCCCAAAUUACUUUCACCACAGAAGCUUUAAGUAGCUCUCUCUAUUGUCAUGCUGUAGAGGACUACACAAUGGUUGGUUACGACGAUGUGGAUUGGAGUGCAUUCGGGGAUUUUUGCUUUUAAAAAAUCAGCCAAACCUUCUUUUAUUAAGCUACUAUCCCGACUGAAUUGUGAAUUUAUUUAGGCGUAAGAUCCCAGCGCUGCUGACUGCAAGGGAAAUAACCCGAAUAACCCAACAAAAUCGACAAUUACGCAAAUAGCAAUAACGCUAUGGUCAUUAUUCAAUGGCACAGUAUGCUCAUGCUGAAUUGGUUUUUUAAGCUCGCCGAAGCGAGUAGGAAACUCUACAAUAGAAGGAAAUACGUUUGGUUAUACCUACAAGUCAGAGAAUAUAAAACCGUUUAUGGUUCAUAAAGGAAAUAGAGUUGCUCACAAGAAAUAUGUAACGAAAGUGUUUCAACAUCAAAAUUAGCGUAACGCACUGUCCUAUUUACCUUAAGGUGGAUAAACGAUAAAUUGCCAUUAGGUUUAGAUUUGCUUUCUUUUGGUUUUUUUCAGUUUUGAAAUAUGUUUGGGAAAGUCACAAGUUAUAAAUUUUUGUUUUUCUAUUGAACCCUAAAUAUUUCGUAUUUUAGUUCUAAGAGGUAUCUACAUACUUUCAUAGUUUCUAAGUUAAUAAUAUGAUAACUUUGCUUGCAAUUUCCAAUUUGUUCAUUUGAACGCCACCUCAACUUCCCAGGCUAUACAGGGUGGCCAUUUUCUGAAUCUUU
Dendroctonus ponderosae (mountain pine beetle) is the source of this 1551-nucleotide messenger RNA. RefSeq lists its product as uncharacterized. The record is from RefSeq and is a predicted model, not a curated record. Gene Ontology annotation, biological process: regulation of cell differentiation. The transcript has 7 exons. Gene Ontology annotation, cellular component: membrane. NCBI's taxonomy places the organism in Eukaryota, Metazoa, Arthropoda, Insecta, Coleoptera, Curculionidae. The coding region runs from base 29 to 904 and encodes 291 amino acids.